AUGGAAGAAUAUAGGAGAUGCUUGGAGAGGCAAGAGCGAGAAAGAAAUGAGAGAAACCGUAGAGACGAUGAAAUCAAUGAUUUGCAGAGACAAGUCGAUGAACAAGUUCUCAUAGCAGUGACUUUGCAAGAGGAAGAGAACCAAGGUUGCCGCCGUGGUUCACAAGUCAGCCGUCGCCGGAAUGUGGACAGACAUAGGCAUUCUCGAGAGCAUCUACUGAUCAGGUGGAUGAGAUUGCCUGAAUGGGGAAGUCCACUACGUUGGAGGCUUUGCAUCGACUACAUGCACUGGCAAUGGAAGAAUUGCCCAACUGCCUUGCAAGGUGAUUACGGAAAUAGAAAAUGCCAAAAAAGUAUUAUCCUGGAAGCCGUUGCUGGUUUCGACACAUGGGUUUGGCAUGCCUUCUUCGGAGUUGCCGGAUCCCAAAAUGACCUCAACGUCCUGGGUCAAUCACCGGUCUUCAACGAUGUUUUGGGAGGCCAAGGCCCCAAUAUCACCUAUGAAGUCAACAAUACAGUCUACCAGACGGGGUAUUAUCUAGCUGACGGCAUCUACCCAAGAAGCAUUAUGAUGACUUGCAUCAUCCUCCAUAAUAUGAUUGUGGAGGAUGAGUACGAUUAUGAUGUUGUAGAGGUCUACGAACCGGAUCCAAUGAACACGACCUGGACUCGAAUUUAUGAAAGGCCCAUAGGGCCAAAUGGAGAACCGUUUGAGCCGGAACCGUUGGUGAGGGACGGUCGUUUCAUGACCCGAAUGAUAGAUCGAUAUACAGAGAUGCAAUCUUCGUAUAUUCAUGAAAGGCGUCAACUUGACUUGAUGGAGCAUCUAUGGGCGGUGAAAGGCAAUGAAGAUGAAUGA
Prunus armeniaca (apricot) is the source of this 858-nucleotide messenger RNA. The record is from the annotation of a GenBank genome assembly. NCBI's taxonomy places the organism in Eukaryota, Viridiplantae, Streptophyta, Magnoliopsida, Rosales, Rosaceae.